UCAACCACAUUAAAUGUUAUUGAUAUCAAUACAGUGUGUGCAUCAGAGAGCUGAUAAUGUAAUUGCAUUCAUACGUUCUUGACAUCGCUCCGAAAUGAACCGCAAUUGGCAACAGCAGCUGAUCAUAAUUCUCUCAACGGUCAUACAUUUGGCAACCCCAUGGUACUACCACUGUAUUCCAGGCAUCGUACCCGAUUCGGCAAUCCUGUCCGACAGUUGCAGCCUGAAAGACAUCGUCGUUCGAAGCGAUAUCGAUGCACAGAAUGUGUACUUCCCACCGACCAACAUCAACUUCUUCCAGUCGAACUUUUCGUCCUUCUCGCCAACUUUGGGACGUCGACUCCCGGAAGAAGCGGAACGCGUAAACUUCUACAACUGCGUAGUGCCGAAAUUUGCCAUUCCCACAAAGUUACGUUCUCUGGGAUUGUUCUUCAGUAACGUGGUCACGGUUUUCACCAACUACCUGACGGAAAACGCAAUGGAAGAGUUGGUGGUUGUGGGAGCAAAGAUCACGUCGAUGAGGUUCGUGGAGGUGUUCAGUAAUUUGCGAUAUCUUCGCAUUGAAGGAAACCCGAUCCAGAUAGUGAAUAUGGAAACGUUCCGCAAUUUGACCAAAUUAGAACUGGUUCACCUCAGUGGCAACAGAAUAUAUUUUUUCGAACCGGUGACCAAGCAUUUAGAGCUACCAAAACUGGUUGAGCUGAAUCUACGAAGAAACUUUCUGGUGCAAUUCGAUAGCAGUUUGUGGUACUCGCCAAACUUGAGCGUUUUGAAACUGCACACAAACUUUCUGAAAAGCUUGAAUGUGGACGAACUGCAUCGGUCAUUUCCCAAUCUUGGGGAAGUGACUCUGGGUAGCAAUCUCUGGAACUGUCAACGGUUGAACGUGAUUAUGGGCUCGAUGCUGAUUCGUAACAUCAGCACUUACGUACCGGAUGCAAAGAUGGGUUGUCAUUCGUAUUCACACGUCGAUUAUUUGAGCCUAUCUGGGCUGGAUGCUAUCAGCAAAACAAAACUAUUGGUGGAUCGAUUGGAUGAAGCCUCUUCCGGAUAUUAUGCGGAGCUGUCAAACACUACUUUGCUGGAGGAGUUACAAAGUAGAAGCAAUAUUUUGGGGGUUAAAAUUAAGAGAAUGAAUGACACUGUGCAGAGAGUUCACAGUAUUUAUGGCGAUUUGAAACUCUGGAUGCAGAAGAGAAGCGAAACACAUCGAAUUAGUGAUAAAUAAAAUUAUUCAAUCUGUUUCCUGUAA
Molecule: messenger RNA, 1252 nt
Organism: Aedes aegypti (yellow fever mosquito)
Lineage: Eukaryota; Metazoa; Arthropoda; Insecta; Diptera; Culicidae
Exons: 2
Coding region: 95-1228 (377 amino acids)
Molecular function (GO): protein binding
Source: RefSeq, a predicted model, not a curated record